Molecule: messenger RNA, 1314 nt
Organism: Klebsormidium nitens
Lineage: Eukaryota; Viridiplantae; Streptophyta; Klebsormidiophyceae; Klebsormidiales; Klebsormidiaceae
Source: the annotation of a GenBank genome assembly
AUGGCGGCCAGUCUGCGAACGGGCACCUGGGAUACAACGCCCCACAUCCGUGCGGCGGGGCGGCAUUCUUCCAAGCCAGAAGGUGCUGCAGUCUGCCUGCAGCCAGACGAGAACGCCGGCGAGCGUCCGGAAACCCCGCCAGAAAUCAAAAAGUACCGCAAGUCCACGCGGUACGAACCGGGCAAGGUCGUAAAGCACUAUGGGCUGGCGGAUGAUAAAGUCCCACUCAGGGAGAACCAGGCCUUUGGAAUGAAGAAGGAGAAGACGGCGGAUGACAAUGUCGCAUCGGUGAUAAGAGCGACGCCUGAGUCGGCGAUGCUCAAGUGGCACCAGGAACGGAAAGAGGACAUAUACGCCAGCACCAAGCGGGAGCCCCUUGGAAAGCCUAUGAGCAGGGGAUAUGUUAUCCCCGACGAACUUGGCACCACGAAGGCGUUUGGCAGCUUCAUUGAUGCGAAGUACCGCAGCCGGCACCCCGAGACCAAGGACGUCAUCUUCAAUGCCCGGGAGGGCUUGGACGAGAACGAGCAGACUCACAAUGCUUACGUCAAGACGCACGGGGAUUACGGCCCGGGGGAGCAACGGCGCAGAAACUACGACUGGGACAAUACACCGGUGAAGGACCCGGCGAACCACAAGUUCGGAGUGACGGACACGGAGGGUCGCCACUGCGGGGGGGUCGCGGCGCUGCUAAACCAUGGGGAGGACGACAGAUUGACGGCCAAGAUCGUGGACAAGAAGGUGGAGGAUUUCAAGGCCAUCGAUGCGGACGAGCUCGGGCGUCCAAAGAGCUUGUGUCUGGGGAUGGAGCGGAACGAAGAUCACGUGUUUGGAAUGCCCACAAGAAGGAAGGAGGAGUGGGACGCGGCACAGCUCAUUCGAGGAGGAUACUCGGAAGAGCAGCAGCAGCCGGACGCGGACCUGGGGCGGUCCGUCCGCAGGAACUACACGAACGGCGGCGACACCCACGACCGGAUCUUCGGAGUACCGACCAUCAGGAGAGACGUCGUGCGGCAUGGCAAGAUUCGGUCUGUGGCUGACAACCAGAACUAUGGCGACGAGCCCGACGCGGCCCGGCUGCUGAAGCCUCUCCCGGGCGCCGACCGGGGCGUGACCGAGGAGGACUACCUGCAGGCCAUGAGCCGGCCGGAGAUGUACGCGUUCAUGAACCGGGCGGGCAUCGACCUGGAAGACGGGACGUUCGAGGCCGUUUUCGACCGGGCCAUGCAGUUAGAGGACUACAGGAACGCGCCAGAAGGGGGCGAGGACCGAUGCUCGCUCGAAGCCUUCCGAAGGGUCCUUCACGCGACGUGA